GCGCCAAAGAAUCUGGUGCGCCUUUGCGCGGAGGACAUGGACUUGGACGCAUCUCUCUCUCUCCAUUCCCUUACGCAUCAGCUGCGCUCAGCAGCUCACAUGGUGCCCAAAUGAACCCUCGCCCUCACGCAUCGUCUAACAUACAAUGGAUUAACAGGAAAGACAUGAAUGUCCGCACAGAGGACGGCAUUAGCCUGUGCCAAAGGGCUCUCCAAAUAGUGACGGAGCUGUGCCUCGCAGGGCACGUCGACCGGGAGAAAUGCGCGGAUAUAUUUCCACUGGAGAGCAACAUACCAGGUAAAGGAAGUUCAGACAUCUCUGUAAGUCUCCUAGCUGUGGUCGUAGGUUUCUGUGGGCUCGCCCUUUUGGUAGUCUCUCUCUUUGUCUUUUGGAAGCUGUGCUGGCCCAUUUGGAGAAGCAAGGCGCUCUCGUCCAAUGCUGACAGCUGCCCCCCGGGGGUGAUGCCCGAGGCCCCCCCGGCCCUGGCCCCACCUCUGGUGUCUCGUUCUGUUUCUCCUUAUCCUGAGGCUAAGGUAAUGGGAACCCUGGGAAGACAGCCAUCCCAAAUCCAGCAAGAGGAUGAGGACGAUAAGAAGAGGAAGGUACCAGAAGUGAAGGUCAACGGCCGCAGCUCGGUUAAGCUUCUGGAGGCGGCCAUGAAGAUCAGCCAGACAUCACCAGACAUUCCUGCUGAGGUGCAGCAGGCUCUGCGUGACCGUCUGAGCAAACAGCCCAAAAUCCAGAGGCAGACCACCGAACCUACCUCGUCCUCCAGGCACAAUUCUUUCCGUCGACACCUGCCACGUCAGAUGAAUGUGACCAGCGUGGACUUCACCAUGGACACUCUACCGGUGCGCCAGUCUUCUGCGGUCAGCAUCGGUCGUAUCAAACCUGAGCUGUACAAGCAGAAGUCUGUGGACUCUGAAGAAGGUGCCAAGGAGCCGGUAGAGACAUGCGGCAAGCUGAGCUUUGCCCUCAGCUACGACUACGAGGAACAAGCUCUAGUGGUUCGCAUUUUAAAGGCCCUGGACCUGCCCGCCAAAGACUUCACAGGCACCUCUGAUCCCUACGUGAAGAUCUACCUGCUUCCAGAGCGCAAAAAGAAGUUUCAGACGAGGGUCCAUCGCAAGACGCUCAACCCCACUUUCGAAGAGGCCUUCCGCUUCCCUGUGGAGUACAGUGAGCUGUGCAAUCGCAAGUUGCACUUCAGCGUGUACGACUUUGACCGCUUUACGAGUCACGACAUGAUCGGAGAGGUGGUGGUAGAUAACCUCUUUGAGCUGUCUGACCUAUCACGUGAAGCUGUGGUUUGGAAGGACAUCCUUGCAGCCACUACAGAAAGUGUUGAUCUGGGUGAAAUUAUGUAUUCCCUUUGCUAUCUUCCCACGGCUGGACGCAUGACCCUCACCGUCAUCAAAUGUCGUAAUCUGAAAGCAAUGGACAUAACCGGCUACUCUGAUCCGUAUGUAAAAGUCUCACUCAUAUGUGACGGUCGGAGACUGAAGAAGCGGAAGACAACAACCAAAAAGAACACGCUCAACCCUGUCUAUAACGAGGCCAUUAUUUUCGACAUCCCACCUGAGAAUGUGGAGCAGGUCAGCCUGUCCAUCACGGUGAUGGAUUACGACAGAGUUGGACAUAAUGAAGUGAUAGGGGUAUGCAGGGCAGGGCCGGAUGCGGAGGGUCUUGGGAGGGAUCACUGGAACGAGAUGCUAGCUUAUCCUCGCAAGCCUAUCACCCACUGGCAUGCACUUUGUGAGUGGCCUGGAAGAGCAUCCAGUUUUGAGAGUCAAGGAUCAUGUCCAUCCCCAAAACCCCCACAGACCCCAUAACACCCUGAAGUCCAGACAAAUCUAACCGCAAAACACAUUUGGUUUGUAUAAUUAAUAGGGUAUAUUUUUCUCUAGUUUAGCUUGUUGCAUUUGUAUUUGGAAAAGGACUAAAAAUGACUGGUAUCCCUGCUACAGACACAAUCUGAGUUUCCAAAUGUCACAGUUUCUCUGAUUUUGUUUUACUGGUGCUGAGAUUAUGAGCUCCUAAAACAAUAGUUUUCAGGUCACUUUGAAGCUGACAGUGAAAUAAUUGUGAAGCCUCUUGCUGUUUGACAGUAUAAUGAGGCAAUGUCAUUUUUGCAGACGCGUGAAAUGACAGUGCUUAUCAUUUCAUAUUCUUGAACAUUUCAGAUAUAUAUUCUCCCGUCUGGUUGAAACAUUUGACAAAUUUGAUGCGGGGUUAGGGGAAAGAAGAAAAAAAAGAGGCGUUCGAAUAUGAAAUUAAGAUCUGUUCACGCAAUCACACCAAAUGGAGAACAAUGGAGAUGUCAACAUUGUUACAAUUAUUUAUAAGCCUCUAAUAUGUCUUUCUUUAUAUAAAAAAAAACAGAUGUUACAAAACAGCACUUCUUUAUAUCACCUUUAGAGUCAUAACUCUGCGAGGCAUCAUGAACAAGAAAGCACUGGCAAAGCAUGUUUAAUAUACAUACAUAAGGAAUACUAACUGAGAUCAAUUGCUUAUUAACCGUUGUUUCUGAAGACUUUAUCUCAAUAAAACUGUGGUAGCAUACUGAUUUAAAAAUGAGUAUUAAAAAUGAAUUUAAUUUACAUCAAUACUUGAUGUGCUCAUCACACUUGAAUGUCUAAUAGUUGGUGAAUAAAUAGAAAAUAUUACAGUCAUUUAGCCUUUAAACAUAUAUGGAAACUAGGAUAAGCAGAUUCAUAAAGGCAUUGCUAUAUUUAAAAAAUCUGGAUAUACAAAAAGCACAGACAUAUAGCAGUAAGCCACUAAAAGGUCACUUAAGAGCUGUCAUAAUAUACCAAAUUUUGUCCAUAAUUAGGCAUUUGUCUUUUAGCAUAUGCUGAAAAUUAUGGUCAAAAGGAAUUUUCACAGUAGCCAAACAAUGUAGCUUGUUGUAUUUUAGUUGUUUUUGAAAAAACUGAAUAAAAUCAUCAACAUACAGAACAAUAUUCAUAUCAAUUCAUGCUGUCUUUAAAAACACUUGCCAAAAAUUCAAUCCUGAAUCACAAUCAUCCCACUCCUGUUCUCCGCCCUAGACUUACUGAUGUAUUAAAUAUUUCCUUUACCAUUACUAAAAACUCUUACAAGUAAAAAGUGUUUGAAAAAAUAGACAAAUAAAUGAACAUUUAAUGGUGUUUGAUCCCACUGUAGGAAAGGUGCUAUAAAAAAAUUCUGUCAGGCAAAUAUUAGAAAAAUAUAUGCAGGUCCAUCUUCAGCUGAUGUUAAAAAAUAUAAAAAAUAAAAUACGACGAGCUUUCUUUAGAGGGGUUCAAGGAUGAAUUGGUUCAGGGUAAAACCGAUGUUUUCAAAGAGCACCAUCUAAAGCAACUGAAGCAAUUUUUUUCAGCGGAAAGAGAGGUGAAGCACUACCAACAUUAAUUUAAAGUGGAUGGACAAUAGAGAAACCUUGAUUUACUUUUCAUUCGAGUGAAUUCCGCCCGUUGAUUAGCAGUUUUGUUAUGUCAGAGAAUUAGCAUUCAUUGUGUGAAAUCAUCCAGCAUCUAUUCAGUCGGUAUGCAAAUAAUAUGGUACAACAUGGUAAUUGCACACCUAAGGUUUUAAAUCUGGACCCUCGCGAUUGGGUUUUCUGAGCGUAUUCUGGUGUGUCCAUUAAGUAAUAAUGCAAUCAUGGCAAUUACACAAACGGCUGUGUACUGUUAACUUUAAUUUGCACAAGACAGUGCUUCUGCCCCAGAGCUCGGUCGGCGUGAUAGAACAAAGAUGAAGUAUUCUUGUAGCAUGCUGAUACCAGUACAUUAGAUAUUGUUUAGAAAUCUGUUAUUUCUGAGAGGUAUUAUUUUUAUUUCAUUUAAUUCCGCCGGUGCCAGCGCGUGUCUAUAUUUGAGGAUUUCUUUGAAUUGUUAUGUUGUUAAAGUGCAUUUCUAUGGAUCGUUUGGUGGUUGGUUUGUACUAUGGGCUCGUGAUCUUGAAUAACUUUAUACACAAUUUGCAUAUAUUGUGUAAUGGCUUCUAAAAAAAAUUGUACAACUGUUUUGAUUAGCACUCACUUCCUGAGAAUACUUCUUGUUCUUGCUAUUGAUGAACUGCUUCUCAGUGAUUCUUUGUCAUAUUUGCACCGGACAACUAAAACGAUCGCUAUAUAUGUUGUUAUGAUGUGUACAGUUUGUGAUAACUUUUGUAAGAAAAAAAAGGAAAUGCAGUAAAUAUUUGAAAUAUAAUUUUACUGGAUGUUUCAAAUGUAUUUUAACUAAAUAAAUUCUGAAUUGUCAAAGUGUA
Molecule: messenger RNA, 4251 nt
Organism: Puntigrus tetrazona (Sumatra barb)
Lineage: Eukaryota; Metazoa; Chordata; Actinopteri; Cypriniformes; Cyprinidae
Gene: syt10
Product: synaptotagmin X
Exons: 7
Coding region: 111-1832 (573 amino acids)
Biological process (GO): cellular response to calcium ion; calcium-ion regulated exocytosis; regulation of dopamine secretion
Cellular component (GO): membrane
Molecular function (GO): clathrin binding; calcium ion binding; calcium-dependent phospholipid binding
Source: RefSeq, a predicted model, not a curated record